CUUCAAUCAUAAACCCUUAAGUUAUUAACUAAAGUACCCCAAAUUUGAAAGUACAAGGCCAGGAAGAUGGAUUAGUGGUAAGGAGGACAAUGAUUUUUCAAGUAGUUUAAUAAAAUUCACUACAAUAUUGACACACAUAAGAGGAAAUUAAAAAAAAAAUUAAAGAAUAAUUAUAAUGCUCCAUAGUUGUAAUAAUGUAGAUGCCCUAACUCCUUCCAUACUCUGUACUCCCUUUAGUUUAUCUCAUUUGACUUAUCACAUUCACCAAAACCAUUUCAAAAUAUAAAUAUUUUCAAAUUCGUUACACAAAAAAUUAUAUAUAUAUAUGAUACUAUAAAAUUGACAUUGAAAUAAAUCCAAUACCACACAAAUUACAUAAAAAUAAAAAAUAAAAUAUAUAAAAAAAAUACGUUAACUCCGUAAAUAUUUGUAGACCACAAAGGUCAUGCAAUGACACAAUCAAAUAGGUACAGGGGAAUACUCAUAUACUCCACAAGUGAAAUGUGUCAAUUCGAGUCAUUGAGUCAGGUUCAAUUAGGCUAGUCGAAAUAAGUUUAGUUUGAGUUUGAGUCAUGCGAAUUAUUAUACCCAUAUAAGUCGAAAUUUGUAUCAAGUUACUUUCAAAUCGAAUCGAAUUAAGUUGGUUCAGACUUUCACACCUCUAUAUAACAAUCUCACUCCUUAGCAUCAGUUAGCACCUACCCACUUAGCAACAACCAUGAGUGGCCAAAGAAGUGAAGCAACCACUAAUCUCCCCACUAUCACAUACCUUUUCAUCGUCACAACACUCCUUCAACUCGCCCUAGUCAACUCAAUCCCACCUCCACCACUCUUCGCUUGUGACCCAUCAAACCCAUCAACAAAAUCCUACCCAUUUUGCAACACCAAACUACCCAUCAAUCAACGAGUCAAGGACCUUGUGACUCGACUCAGUUUAGACGAGAAGAUAGCUCAACUAACCAACUCGGUCCCACCGAUUCCAAGACUCGGUAUCCCUGUUUACGAGUGGUGGUCCGAGUCACUUCAUGGGGUGUCAAGACACGGCCGUGGGUACCGGUUCAAUGGUACGUUUGCUAGAAAUGGAACAAUUUUCAAUGGAACUGCUACGAUUAAAGCGGCAACUAUGUUUCCUCAGAUUAUUCUUACCGCUUCUUCUUUUGAUGCUCAGCUUUGGUAUCGUAUUGCACGGGCAAUCGCGACUGAGGCAAGGGCAAUGUACAAUGUGGGACAAGGCAAAGGCUUGACAUUUUGGGCACCAAACAUAAACAUAUUUAGGGAUCCAAGGUGGGGAAGAGGGCAGGAAACCCCUGGAGAAGACCCUUUGCUGACUGCUAGAUAUGGAGUGUCCUAUGUUAGAGGGCUUCAAGGGUAUACCUUCCAAGGGGAUAAGAUAUCAAAGCACCUUCAAGCUUCUGCUUGCUGUAAGCACUUCGCAGCUCAUGACUUGGAUAAUUGGCACGGGAUCACUCGAUAUACCUUCAAUGCAGAGGUGUCUAAGCAAGAUUUGGCAGACACAUUCCAACCCCCAUUCCAGAGUUGUGUCGAACAAGGUCAAGCCAGCUCGAUUAUGUGUGCGUAUAAUCGUGUGAAUGGAAUCCCUAGUUGUGCUCAUCAUGAUUUCCUAACAGACACAGCUAGAGGACAAUGGCAUUUUGAUGGGUACAUAGUCUCAGACUGUAAUGCAGUUCCAAUAAUUUAUGAGCAACAGAAAUAUGCUAAAACACCAGAAGAUGCAGUUGCUGCUGUUCUAAGUGGAGGGAUGGAUGUGGAAUGUGGAUCUUACACACCACGGUAUUCCAAAUCGGCAAUCACUCAGAAAAAAGUUGCAGAAGAAGAAAUAGAUCAAGCUCUCAACAACCUGUUUUCUGUUCGAAUGAGAUUAGGCCUUUUUGAUGGAGAUCCAAGGAUAGAUGGAUCUUUCGGGAAGAUUGGUCCAGAACAAGUUUGCUCAGAAGAUCAUCAGAAUCUUGCGCUUGAAGCUGCCCAAAACAGCAUUGUACUCCUUAAAAAUGACAACAAUCUCCUUCCACUACCAAAAGCCAAAACCAAUUCAUUUGCUGUAAUAGGCCCUAAUGCUGAUUCCCCUCAAGUUCUCCUUGGUAACUAUGAAGGUUAUCCUUGCAAAACUACAACAAUUCUCGAAGCAUUGCAAAGUUAUGUUGAGAAUAUAAAAUAUCAUUCAGGGUGCAAUGCAGUUGAAUGUUCAUCUGCUGAAGUUGAACAAGUAGUGGAGCUAGCUAAAGAGGUUGAUUAUGUUGUUAUGGUGAUGGGUUUGGAUCAAACACAGGAGAGAGAGAAACUAGAUCGUGUUGAUCUUGUUCUUCCUGGUAAGCAGCAAAGUCUUAUAGCAAGCGUUUCAGAAGCUGCUAAGACACCGAUUGUGCUAGUGCUUCUUUGUGGUGGUCCGGUUGAUGUCUCUCUUACUAGGGACGACAAAAAAGUUGGAAGCAUUUUAUGGGCUGGUUAUCCGGGUGAAGCUGGGGGACUUGCCCUUGCAGAAAUCAUCUUUGGUGAUCAUAAUCCAGGUGGGAGACUGCCAGUGACAUGGUAUCCACAAGAUUUUGUUCAAGUACCAAUGACAGAUAUGAGGAUGAGGCCAGACAAAUCUUCUGGCUAUCCAGGGCGGACAUACCGUUUUUACCAAGGCAAGAAGGUUUAUGAAUUCGGGUAUGGGCUGAGCUACUCAAACUAUUCUUAUGAGUUCACGUCAGUUACUCGAGAUAAAAUUAGCUUGAAUCAGGAACCACAUACUAACCAGUUGCUCAAGAGCUCGAACAUCACCCGAUCCAUAUUGGUUUCACAGCUGGGUGUACAAUUCUGUGAGACACUGAAGUUUUCAGCUUUUGUCAGAGUGAAAAAUACUGGAAAAAUGGCUGGCAGACAUCCUGUUUUACUUUUUGUGAGGGCAGGUGAACAGAAUGAUGACAGCCCCAUAAAGCAGUUGACUGGGUUUGAGAGUGUGAACUUGAAUGGAGGACAGGAAAGUGAAAUAGAGUUUUCUGUGAGUCCAUGCGAGCACCUAAGUAAGGCUAACAAGGACGGGCAGAUGGCAAUGGACAAAGGCGUAUAUUUCCUGGUUGUAGGAGAGGCAACUUACAAGAUCACUACCAUUGCAUGAGCUUAUUGAAACACAGCUUGGGUGCUGCAAAGUUAAUACGAGAUUUUCCUAGUUUUGACAGUUUGACUGUAUUAAUUAGUUCAGAGUAAUACUACAGAUACCAGAAUAAUAAGCUUUGUCAGGACUCAAGAGGCUGAUAUCAAGAUUCCAUGGGUUUGUCUGUCAUCUUCACCCAAUAUUCCCAAAUCCCAAUAAGAACUUCCUUUGAACAUAGUUGUGAUGGUUUGGGAUCAUACCCCCAUAUAUAAUUUGUCUAAUGUCGAGUCUAAUUCCCCCUUUUGACACA
Molecule: messenger RNA, 3404 nt
Organism: Chenopodium quinoa (quinoa)
Lineage: Eukaryota; Viridiplantae; Streptophyta; Magnoliopsida; Caryophyllales; Amaranthaceae
Product: probable beta-D-xylosidase 7
Exons: 6
Coding region: 719-3118 (799 amino acids)
Biological process (GO): xylan catabolic process; arabinan catabolic process
Cellular component (GO): plant-type cell wall
Molecular function (GO): xylan 1,4-beta-xylosidase activity; alpha-L-arabinofuranosidase activity
Source: RefSeq, a predicted model, not a curated record